AUGAUCAGCGAAGCGCCCAGGAACGACGACGUGGAGAGUGAGAGUAGGAGAUCGACUCCAGCUUCCAAGGCCUCCUACCCUGAUAAAGUUAAACACCAUAGGAAAGAUUCUCCUGCUUCAACAAGCAAAAAUGUAAGAAGGUCGCAGGGGGAAAAGGAGCCUGAUUAUGGGGGAGGAAGACUGAAUGAGAUCAUCACAAACGCCGUCAUUCUCCUGCUGGGGUGGUGUGCAGCCUGGGCCAUCGCGGGCCCCGAAGUCCUCCCCGGCGGGAGCCUGUUCGGCCUGAUCAUCAUCUUCUACAGCGCCAUCCUCGGGGGGAAGCUGCUGGAAUGCAUCUCCAUCCCUUCAGUGCCGCCUCUCCCGCCUCUCCUCGGGAUGUUGCUGGCUGGUUUUGCUAUCAGAAAUAUCCCAUUCCUCAACAAAAUCGUCUCUGUCAACUCCGCGUGGUCUUCGACGUUAAGAAACAUGGCCCUCACUGUCAUCCUCGUACGAGCUGGACUUGGUCUUGACCCUCAGGUUCUGAAGACCAUGAAGGGGGUGUGCCUGAGGCUGUCCAUCGGGCCCUGCCUGACUGAGUCCUUGUCUGCUGCCAUCAUCUCCCACUACCUCCUGGGCUUUCCCUGGGAGUGGGGCUUUCUAGUAGGUUUUGUAGUGGGCGCCGUCUCGCCCGCGGUGGUCGUGCCGUCCAUGAUCAUGCUGCAGGAGAAGGGCUACGGCAUCCAGAAAGGCAUCCCCACCUUGCUGAUGGCCGCCAGCAGCCUGGACGACAUCCUGGCCAUCACCGGCUUCAACAUCUGCAUCAGCCUGAUCUUCUCCACAGGUACCGUCAUGCAUAACAUCCUGGGUUCUGUCCGGGACAUAAUUAUUGGUGUGCUGAUAGGAGCUGCCUUGGGAAUUUUUGUUCGAUAUUUUCCAAGUAGAGACCAGGAGCAUGUCCACCUGAAGAGAGCCUUCCUGAUCCUCGGCCUGUGCAUCUCGGCCGUCCUGGGCAGCAUCCGUGUGGGCCUGCAUGCCGCGGGGGGCCUCUGCACGCUGGUGCUCACCUUCAUGGCCGGGCUGAGCUGGGCCGCAGAGAAGGUCAGCGUCCAGCACGUGAUCGCUGUUGCCUGGGAUGUUUUCCAACCCCUUCUCUUUGGCUUGGUUGGAUCAGAAAUCAAUGUUUCAGCUCUAGAGACAAAUGCUCUUGGCACAGCUGUUGCUACUGUAAUUUUGGCAGUAUCGGCUCGAGUUUUCUUCACAUUUUUAUUGAUGAGUUUUGCUGGUUUUAAUAUUAAGGAGAAAUUAUUCAUUGCUUUAGCAUGGCUUCCGAAAGCUACAGUCCAGGCUGUGCUGGGUCCCCUGGCCUACGAGACCGUGAGGGCCAUCAACAAGUUCGAGCUGGAGCAGUACUCCAAGGACGUAAUGACCGUGGCCUUCCUGGCCAUCCUGAUCACGGCUCCCAACGGGGCACUCAUCAUCGGCAUCCUGGGGCCCAAAGUGCUCACACGCCAUGACCCACGCGACUUCAAGGGAGAGCUGAUGACCGUAUUGCACCAUUAAAAUGUUUAUUUUCUAUCA
Messenger RNA from Sorex fumeus (smoky shrew), 1557 nucleotides. Its product is annotated as sodium/hydrogen exchanger 9B1-like. Gene Ontology annotation, biological process: proton transmembrane transport. The record is from RefSeq and is a predicted model, not a curated record. Gene Ontology annotation, molecular function: antiporter activity. Lineage: Eukaryota; Metazoa; Chordata; Mammalia; Eulipotyphla; Soricidae. Gene Ontology annotation, cellular component: membrane. The transcript is spliced from 11 exons. The coding region runs from base 1 to 1539 and encodes 512 amino acids.